Messenger RNA from Alternaria atra, 3252 nucleotides. RefSeq lists its product as uncharacterized. Lineage: Eukaryota; Fungi; Ascomycota; Dothideomycetes; Pleosporales; Pleosporaceae. Gene Ontology annotation, molecular function: FMN binding; flavin adenine dinucleotide binding; NADPH-hemoprotein reductase activity. The transcript is spliced from 5 exons. The record is from RefSeq and is a predicted model, not a curated record. The coding region runs from base 1 to 3252 and encodes 1083 amino acids. Gene Ontology annotation, cellular component: cytosol.
AUGGCCUCUGAAUCAUCGGAAUCCCUCCCUAUUCCUCAACCUCCCCCACACUUGUUCGUGGGCAACUUCUCUGAGAUCGAUCCCAAUAACGCGCCGGGAUCUUUCCAGCGGCUUGCGGAUAUCUAUGGCGAGAUCUACCAACUCGAUUUUCCAGGGCGCGACGGCAAAGUUAUUGUCGUCUCUUCAUAUGAUACGAUAAACGACUGUUGUGAUAGCGAGCGGUUCGAAAAACCUAUCAAUGCUACUCUGGACGAGGUGCGGGCUUUGACUGGAGAUGGUCUGUUCACAGCCUACCCUGGCGAAAAGGCCUGGGGCGUUGCUCAUCGGCUACUAAUGCCAGUCUUUGGACCAAUGGGCAUACGGAAGAUGUUUGAUGGCAUGAUGGAUAUCUCGACACAGAUGCUGCUUCGGUGGGAUCGCUUUGGACCAGAUCAUGAGAUAGAAUGCAGCGAUGACUUCACAAGGUUGACAUUUGACAUGAUCGGUUUAUGCGCGUUCGGCUACAGAUUCAACAACUUCUAUACUGACCGUGCGCAUCCCUUCGUGGAAGAGAUGGUCGAGGUUUUGAUCGAGUCUGGAAGACGAGCUACUCGCACAUCUGUCGAGAAUAAGCUUCGUGUCUUUGCUGAAGCUCGUCGUCAAGAGAACGUGAAGAAGAUGCACGAAUUAUGCGACAAGAUCAUCGCAGACCGAAUUGCUCAUCCGCAACCAGAUGCUAAGGAUUUGCUCAACCCUAUGCUUGAAGGUGUUGAUAAGGAAACUGGGGAGAAGAUGACAAAAGAAUCCGUAAGGUACAACAUGGUGACUUUCUUGGUUGCCGGUCACGAGACCACAAGUGGAACCUUGGGUUUCUUGUUCUAUCACCUGCUCAGAAACCCAGACAAGUAUCUGAGGGCUCAGCAAGAAGUUGACGAAGUACUCGGAGACGGUCCACUCGAACUAAAACACAUUCCAAAGCUCACCUACAUAAAGUUUGCGAUCUACGAGGCAUUGCGUUUCCUUGGUCCAAUUGCAAUCAACGGAAAGCACUCGAUGAAGCCCACCAAGAUAGCAGGGAAGUAUCAGGUGCAGCCAAAAGACAUGAUCCUGAUGAACCUGAAAGGACUGCAUCACGACCCCAAGGUCUAUGGCGACGAUGCUGACGUGUUUCGACCCGAGCGUUUCCUCAAUGGUGGCUGGGAGAAUCUUCCGCCAAACGCAUGGAAGGCUUUCGGCGAUGGGGUUCGUGCCUGCAUCGGCAGGACAUUCGCUGAACAGGAGAUGAUCAUGGUUGUCGCGCUCAUUCUGCAAAAGUUCCAAGUUGAGCUUGCAGACCCUGGCUACCAGCUUCAUGUAUCAGUUACCAUUACGCAAAAACCGAAAGAUCUGAAGAUCAAGGUCCGCAGACGACCUGGACGCACCAUGGCCAGUCUAGGUGGAUUUGGAGGCGGCACCACCACUACCAAGAAGACUGAAGAAGAUGAACCUGGCAAGACUGGGGAAUCGAAGCUUCCUACCAGAGACGCGAAGCCCAUUACAGUACUCUAUGGUUCGAACGCUGGUACAUGCAAGUCCUAUGCCGAAGAUUUGGAGACCAACGCUGCACGAUACGGCUUCAAGGCAAGCAUAGCCAGUCUAGACUCAGCCACCGAGCACAUUCCCAAAGACCAGCCUAUCGUUAUCAUUGAACCUUCCUACGAAGGUAAGCCAGCAGACAACGCAAAGAAGUUCACCGCCUGGCUUGAAAGCAAUGCGAGCUCCAAGCUGCUUGAGGGAGUCCAGUAUGCUGUCUUCGGGGUCGGAAACAGCGACUGGAGCCAUUCGUACCAUCGUGUCCCUAAACUCACCGACGAGUUGUUUGAGAAAAUGGGCGCGAAACGGUUCACCGAGACAGGUCUCGUUAAUGUAAAAGAAGACAUCAUGGGUCCUUGGGAGAAGUGGUCCGAACGGGUGUGGAGUGAUCUUCGUAAGUCCAGUGGCACUACUACUGAAGUACUUGGUGGACAGCUCCAGGCCGACAUCACCCCUCCGAAAUUUGCUACUUACCUUGGAGGCAAAGAGAUUGGCUACGGUGAAGUCAAGAUCAACAAAGAUUUAGGUGGCGGAGAGGUCGGUCUGCCCAAGAAGCACAUGGAGAUUGAACUUCCAGCGGGAACAUCUUAUCGUUCAGGCGACUACAUGGUCAUUCUGCCACUCAACAGUAUCUCCAAUGUUAGGCGGGUCAUGAAGCGCUUCGACCUAGCGCCUGAUGAUAACAUCCAUAUCACAGGCACCAACAAGACCUUCAUCAGUACUGAAGCACCGACCUCGAUCUUCGACCUGCUGAUGACACGUGUGGAGCUGGGCACGCCAAUCUCGCAAAAGCAAUUACAGACUCUUGCGGAGGCGACGCCGGAGAACAAACGGGCCAAACUAUUGGAGUUAGCAAGCGACGAAACGUACAAGAAGCAGGUCAUACCCAAACGCUACAGCGUUUUGGAUGUCCUCGAAGACCAUCCAGAUUGUCAGUUACCCUUUGCGGUUUACCUUGACUCGCUUAAGCCACUAUCUCCUCGUCAAUACAGCAUCUCGUCAUCGCCCCUCGCAAACAUUGAGUUUGUCCAGACGCCCGAAGGUAACACUAGCCAGCGUCUGACUGCCUCCUUGACUUACGACGUUCACGAUGAGGCUGCAUGGAGUGGAGAUAAUCGCCGCUUCCACGGUGUUGCGUCGACAUACCUAGCGCGUCAAGAACCAGGCGAGAAGAUUCGUUGCUUCCCACGUCCAACAAACAUCAAUUUCCACCUUCCAUCCGACCCGACCAUACCCAUCAUCAUGGUAUGCGCAGGCUCAGGUCUCGCUCCUAUGCGUGGCUUCAUCCAAGAGCGCGCAACCAUCAAGAAGGCUCGUAACGCAAAGGUCGGUCCGGCGAUUUUAUACUUUGGCUGCCGUCACUACGAGAAAGACUUCAUCUACUCCGAGGAGCUGAAGCAGUGGGAGGCCGACGGUGUCGUCAGCGUACGUGGUUGUUUCUCGAAGGUCGCUCCUGGAGACCAGAAAGCGCAACGUGUGCCUGAUCGCAUGUGGGAUGAGCGGAAGGAGUUGGCCGAGUUAUUUGGGGAUGGAGGCGCGAAGGUCUUCAUUUGUGGCAGUGCGAGUAAAUUGGCAAAGAGCACGGCUGAGGUGUGCAUGAAGAUAUUUAGAGAUACCUUCCCCGAUAAGACGGAGCAAGAUGCGCUGGAAUGGCUGGAGAAGGUCAAGGAGGAUAGGUACGUGAGCGACGUGUUCGAGUAG